Messenger RNA from Lotus japonicus, 1221 nucleotides. RefSeq lists its product as uncharacterized. The coding region runs from base 1 to 1221 and encodes 406 amino acids. The record is from RefSeq and is a predicted model, not a curated record. The transcript is spliced from 2 exons. Lineage: Eukaryota; Viridiplantae; Streptophyta; Magnoliopsida; Fabales; Fabaceae.
AUGACUGAAGGUGAUGAUGAUGAUGUUAUUGUGAGGAACAGGAGUAUGAGGUUUCAUGCUGAGGAUAUGAGGGCAGAAUUUAACUUUAGAGUAGGUAUGAAAUUUAUUUCAUUGGAAGAGUUUAAGGUUGCUGCUAAGGACCAUGUUGUUCUCACAGGAAGGGAGAUUUAUUUCCCCAAAAAUGACACAACCAGGGUUAGGGCUGCUUGCAAGAAGGAUUGUAAAUGGGUUAUGUUGUGUAGCAAAGUGGGUGGGAGACAAACUUUUGCAAUUAAGACAUUGAGUGGCCCUCAUACCUGUGCCAGAGUAUUCAACAAUAAGAAUGCUACUUCCAAGUUUGUUGCUAAGAAAUUGGUGGAGAAACUGAGGGGUUCAAGGACAAUGAGGCUCAAUGAUGUUGUUGAUGAGAUGAGGUUGGGUUUUUCCACUAGCAUCACAAGGUAUAGAGCUUGGAAGGGAAGACAGCUUGCUUUGCAGAUAGUUGAGGGAGAUGCAAGCAAACAAUACACAUUGCUCUAUAAAUUCAGUGCUGAACUGAGGAGGGUUUGUGCAGGAAAUACAUGCAAAAUGCAGUUGGAGAAUCUUGCUGGCAGCAUACAACCUAGGUUUGGCAGAUUCUAUAUGUGUCUAGAAGGUUGUAAGAGGGGAUUUCUUCAGGGUUGUAGACCCUUUAUUGGAUUAGAUGGUUGUCAUCUAAAGACAAUGUAUGGAGGUAUUCUCUUAUGUGCUGUAGCAAGGGAUCCUAAUGACCAAAACUUUCCCUUGGCUUUUGAUGUAGUGGAGUCAGAGUGCAAGGAAAGCUGGCAGUGGUUCCUUGAUCUGCUACUGAAUGAUAUUGGUCCAGAUAGAAGGUGGAUCUUCAUAUCUGACCAACAGAAGGGGCUACUGAGCUGUUUGGAGGGAUUUGAACACAUGUUCUGUUUGAGGCAUCUUUAUGCAAACUUCAAGAAGAGGUUUGGAGGUGGGGUUGUAAUUAGAAACCUUAUGAUGGCAGCAGCAAAGACUACUUAUCGCCAACAGUGGGAAGCAAGAAUGUUGGAGCUGAGGGAACAAAAUAAUGCAGCAUGGGAGUGGAUGAUGGGAAUACCUACCAGGUCUUGGUGCAAGCAUGACUUCACCUUCUAUCCCAAGUGUGAUGUGCUCAUGAACAACUUGUCAGAGUCAUUCAACUCCACAAUUCUAUUGGCAAGGGACAAGCCAAUUCUGACCAUGAUGGACUGA